GUCUCGGUCUGCCAGUCCCAUGAGAAAUGGCGGAUAAUUUGUCUGCUAAAGUGAAAUAUUUAUUGGUUGAAUCGGACAAUAGUUAUUCAUCAGUCUUAUCGCCUCUUAAAUCAACUCAAAGAAUUAAGUAUACCUGUUUUGAUGUUUCUCCGAGUUUUCUGGUGUUUGGAGCGACCAGUGGAGGUUUAUAUGUCUUUAGACGGGAACCUUGUACAUUUCUCCAGUUAUUGCCAAAUAAGGAAGGCGCAGUGAACAGAGUAGCUAUAUCACCGGACGAGAAGCUAAUAGCGUUUGCGUCUGUCCGUGGGAUAGUGUGUGUGUUACAACGGGCAGAGACAAGCACGAGCACACGAUGUCUGAACCGCUCAGUGGAGCACUCGGGCACUACGGUGACAGCAAUCUGCUGGGUAGAUCACAGCGAUCAGGUCUUCGUAGGCGACAAUCAGGGUCGCCUCUCCGUCAUCAAGGUUUCUCUUUUUAUGAGCAAAAACAUGUUUCACGUGCCAGCUUUUGUGUUCAUGCAAGUACAAAGUGCAGUGGUGAGCAUAUGCUGUCGUGAGGAUCGACUGCUUGUGUCCACAUACUCCCGGUGCUAUGUAUGUGACACAGCACGUGAACAGUAUCGCCAGGUCGGUACCAAGCUGCGUGACGGAGAGUACGGUGCUUGCUACGUGCCCUCGGACCCAGUUCGUAUAUUUUGUGCACGGCCCGGCUCACGGCUCUGGGAGGUAGACGAGGAGGGUGUGGUACAGAGAACUCAUCAGCUGAAGCAAUUGCUGGCCCAGUCACCUGUCCUCGUGGUGCACCAUAGCCGAGGUAUAAUUGCGCCACAGGAAGGAUUGAAAUGGCCAGAGCAGUCUUUUAACUUUGCUCAACUCUUAGUGGUGCUGGAUAAGUUCCUGUUUACAUUCAAGCAAGACGGAAUAUACGUGAUUGAUCCCGAAAAUGUCGAUAUUGUUUUGUGGUCUGACUGCUACAAGGACAUUGUGGAUGCUAAGUGUAUCGGUGAUAUCAUCUAUGUGUGGACACAAUCACAGGAGAUCCAUGCCUUGCAGAUCACACCACUGGAUAGGUGUUUACUUAAACUCUAUUUCUAUAAACAUUACGACUUGUGUUCAGAGCUAUGUGUUCGUUUUUCUGCGUUAAUCGUUCAGUCACCGGAAAUUCUUUCAAAACUGGGCCCAUUAUUGGGUCUGAAAGAGAUGCUAAAAGAUAAUAUUAGUAAUGAGUUGAAAGAUUGUUUAAAACAAAUAGAAAUCAACACCAAAGAAAGAGAGUUUUCUCUUCGCUUAGAAUCAGGAAUAUUUCUAGUUGACAACCAUCAUGCUCGGUGGAAACUAAUUGAAAGAAGCAAAAGUAUACCGAAGAAUAAUCAAAGAAAUUUGAAAACACGUAGUGCGAGGUCUCGUAGUUUACCUCCGAAUAACAACAAUAGGAAAGGGAGGCAAGAAAGUCCAAAGAAAAUUUCACAAGUAUCUCGCAAGACUUCAGCUUCUACCAACUCUCUGCCAGAACUUUCAAAGAGAAUUGAGCUUGAGGAAACAGAAAAAGUGUCAAAUAAUAGAAUUAAACCAUCAAAUAAGGAUCUUGACCAGUUACUUGACAAAACAAACCAAGAUUUUAUUGUUCCUCAGAUACCAUUCUUUCCCUUAUCGUCACCAGAUCUAAUUCAUGACGCUCUAAUUGAAAUAGGGAGUAGUGUGUCCGGCAAGUUAUUGAGUGGGACCAAGUCUCUGCUGGAUAGGUGGCAAAAAACAUCUAAUGAUUCUCAGGAAACUUUUGAUUUAAAAACUGGUACAUAUAUAGAAGAGAAUCGGUUAGACAACCCAGUAGAAGUUGUAGAAGAGGUGAUUGUUGAAGAUUUAAAUAAGCGAAAAAAUGUACACCAGAGUCUACCCAAAAUAGAUGUUAGUGAGUUAGUAGCCAUGUGUAAAAAUCCAGCAUCUGAAGUCACAAUCCAACUUCUAGAAGAACUUCUGGAUAAAGUCACUCGUGUUUGUUCUGUUUAUAAUGAACUGCUAGUCAAUAAGAAAUCAAAGUACAUCAAAGGAGUAUUCCCUUUUAGUCAUUAUAUGAGUAAGGAUAAUUUUCUAGUCAUUACAAGUUGGUUUCACAAAUCAUUUAAAAACGGAGCUAUUUUACAAUGGCUCUAUAAUCAACAAGGAAAUUCAAUUAAGGAAGAGACGUGUGAGCAUCCUGUAGUGCUACAAGAUGUGUUCUCAGUUGAGUCACUCCAGCUGGAUUCUGCACUGAGCAGGGUCUUGAAAGUUUUCUCUGAGGUUUUAGAUCCGUGUAGCAUAAUGGAGUGUGUGGAAUCUCUAGGCCUGCCAUGUGUGUACUUGUCUUGGUGUGUGAUCAUCGACCGUUUUCAAGAAGGCACAUUCAGAUACAUUACCAAACACGGAGAGUCAGAUAAUAUCAGUUGUGCCGACUGGCCCAUGCCUCUGUUACUCAAUGCUAUGUUUUUAUCUUUCCGGCUGGAACAGGUCGACUCUAGUUUCAGGAUGGGGACCACGCAAUGUGUGGCAUUGAAGACUAUUUCUUAUAUCUUGCUGAAACUCGUAACUCAUCUUGAAGUCACCGGGAAAACUAAGUCAGAUGCAGAAAACAUAUGUAACAAUUUGCUUCUGUCCUAUAUCUCAAAAAUGGUGAGUAAAAAAUGUGAACUCUCUUUAAACGACAUCGGCCUUGUUUCUCACAUAGAAUCUGCUUUUAUUCAGGUGAAUGCCAAGUCGGGUUAUGGCACUUGUCACUGUGCCUUCCCUCUCCCAGGUGUCACUGUAAGUACUGCCAAAUUCUCAGAAAUCGGUGAAAGAUUAAUAUCUUAUCACUGGGAGGUCUUCAGGCAUAAAAUCCCCUUAAAUGGUGUAAAACCAGACCUACUUUCUCACACAUCGAGGAAAAGUGAUUCCUCUGUUGUCGUGUCUCCAUUGGGAAAUGAUACUUUCAGAAAAUUUUUUGAGGAAAAGAGUGAAAUACAUGAGUCUAACGAUGAAGAAUCCAGAAGGAACUCGUGUACAGAAUCAGAGUACUUAAGACAUAUAAUGAAGAUUUGUAGUGUAAGUUCGAGUUUGCUCUUGUGGACGUUAAGGAAUAAAGCGCCUAACGAAGGUAACAACAAUAUAAGCUUGGUACUGGUAAUUCAGUUAGGUCUGACCUCAGAGUUUGAGAAGUUGAUGGACUGUGAUGAUGAGAAUUGGUGGGAGAAUAUUGUAGUGAUGAAUGCUGAUGUCAAGAGAGGAAAAUGUGGAGCGUGUCACACCCAGUGGGCUGCAAACCGCAAGGCUGGUUUCCAGUGGACUUGGCUGGCACUUAUGAUUUUGAAGCAGCUCGGUUCCAAAAAAACGGUCAACAUAUUGAAGAAAUAUUCAAAGGACAUCCUCCCUGGAGAACUAGACCAAAAGUUCUACCAAGCCUGUGUGGUGACUGGGAUGGUGGACAGUAGAAAGGCCGGUCUCAGAUCCAAGGUGCUGGACAUCUUACAGCGGAUAUCUGACUCCAGAACGCAACGUGCAGUUAUGGCUCCGCAGGUCGGAGCUAAGUUAAAAGCUGCGUUGGAGGAGGAUGGCUGUAUGGUGUCAAUCGACAACAUGGUCAGUUUGUCCAACCACCACUGGGGGGCGGCCGUGGACCUGACGGGGGGAGACUGUGGGCUCUGCUCGCUCAGUCUCGGUGAGCCGCGCCUGCUUUGUGACGUUGGGCUGCGAGUGUUCAUGUGCUCGCACGCAUUCCACAACGUAUGUCUCCGAGUGGCACACUCCUUACUCUUCUGUCCUCUCUGCGCUCGAUAAAAUGCUCAAAUCUUCUGUUUCUUUUACUUUUGUAGUGUUCUAUACACUAUGUUUUAAAUAUUUUUACAUAAAUAAAUUUUUAAGAGUAAUUUUUACUGUGUAGAUUAAUUUUAGUAACUAUUUAAGAAAGCGAGACUUCCAAUGCUUAGUUCAUAAUUUAAACGGGCCUAAAGUUCAUAAUUUAAUUUUGACAUUUUUUUGCUACUGAGAUGAUGUUACACUUGUGUUGUUAGUAAAGUUUUUUUACUUAAUUACUGUGUCAGACAAAAAUAGAUAAUUUAAUUGGUGGCUUCUAGCAAUUAGUUAAGAAUGGAGUUCUUCUGGUUCAAAACCUCGGUUGAAUGAAACGUUCCUGCAUGCACACUUGCCACCUCGUACUACAUUGCUCAAGUAAACUAUCGGGAUUCUAUGCAAUUUCACAAUUUAUUACAAUGAGAAACAUACUUGUCAAACAGUGUUCUUUUAAAAGUGUAGUAUAUUAUAAAUGAAUUAAAUGUUUCUGCUCUUUAUAGUGAUUUUUCUAACUAUAUUUUUUAUAAUAUUUCAUCUUUCUUAAAGGUGCUAUCUUGUAUUAUUAGCUUGUUUUAGUUUCAUUAUAUCCAAUUUUUAUGUAUAUUAAAUAAACAUUAAGUUUUGCAAUAUUUUAAAAUCACAUGUUACAUUUUGAUGCAAGUUAAUAUAUACAGAAUUCAUAUUAUGGCAUUCAGGAGAAGAUUUUCAGUUAUCAAUUAGCAAAAGAUGCUUUUUAUAUUUUUAAGCAAACCUAACAUUUUGUCAAUAAUAUUGAUUCCCAAGCAUAGAAUUGAACAACAAUGUAGAUAUAAAAUAGUCCUUAGAAGUAAUAAUUGUAUUUUAAUACAACAAUAUUUUAUUUUAUUAAAUUGGCAUUAUUUAUCAUUAGAAUGCAACUUCCUCACAAUAGAGAAAUGUAUCUAUAAUAAUGUGGAUUGUGAUCUAAAUAUGAAACCUCCUGUGAAGUGGUCAUCAGUGUGCAUUAUAUGUGUGUGAAUAUACAAUUGUAUGCAAUACAAUAUCUAUUAUUUGGUUCAAUGUAAGAUGAGAAGGUGUAUUAUGUCAUUUUGGAUUAUUUGAGUGGUUAAAUAUAUUCAGAUGCAAAACAGUUACUUGCAACAUAAAGUAAAUAGAAGAAAUGACGUUAAAUAGCCUAAUUUAUUUCCAAUAAGAGUUUGUGUCACCUGAA
Homalodisca vitripennis (glassy-winged sharpshooter) is the source of this 4992-nucleotide messenger RNA. RefSeq lists its product as uncharacterized. The transcript has 8 exons. The coding region runs from base 27 to 3791 and encodes 1254 amino acids. Gene Ontology annotation, biological process: developmental pigmentation. Gene Ontology annotation, cellular component: cytoplasm. The record is from RefSeq and is a predicted model, not a curated record. Gene Ontology annotation, molecular function: protein binding. Lineage: Eukaryota; Metazoa; Arthropoda; Insecta; Hemiptera; Cicadellidae.